AUGCGACCGAGAACCUCAGAAACGGCAUCCCAGCCUUCUCAGGCCCAGGCGACAUCCGUUUCCUCAAACCAUCACCAAGCCCUCGGGUCCGCCCCGCCUCCAGCCGAUACUUACUCCGACCAACAAUCACAAUACCACCUCCACCGCGAACCCAACCAGCAGCAGCAACAACAGCCUCACGACCCUCCGACACAUGGGCAACCAGCAUACUCUUCUUACAGCCAAACGUUCCCCGUGAUACCCUCAUCCUACUACCACGAGCCUGGCUCGUUUAUACACGACGACUACGACGAUUACGAAGACUACGAGGAUGACGACGACGACGACGAUGAUGAUGCGGAGGGUGAGGAUGACGACCUAGACAUGAGCGACAGCGAUGGAGGUGCUCCCUUGGAUCAUGUCAUGACAGUCACCAGCCUUCUGUCUCCCAUGCCCGACAACGAGGCCGAGAUGGACCCCCCUCAGUCGUUCUCAGGGAAUCAUCACUUUGAGCAACCCGUACAUUCGCCACAAGAGCAGCACACGUCCACGGGGCCGCCUGCUCACAUGAUUAACUACUGGAACGUAUCGAUUGCAGCUGGUCAUGCAUUUCUUGAUCCGAUAGGAGCCCAUCAUCCCACCCCGCUUGAUACGACUCCUUUCCAUCCCAUGCUCCAUUCUGGAGCCAUGGAUGACGACGACGACGAUGAUGUUUUCUAUCCACCUGUAGCCGAGCAGCUCCAACAAUUUCAAACAGUGGUUGCCAACGAGGACGAAAUAGCAUGGGAAAAUGCAGGUCCGCCGGCCCUCAGCAAUCCCAAUCCAAGCACCCUCGGCCCGGAAAAUCCUGGUCUGACCGAUUUUCUCAAGGGCUGGGCCUGGCGUAACGGAUUUCAGUCCCGAGGACCUAGUCCUGGAAUUCGUCAAAUCAAUGCACAGGUCUCGCGGGAUGUCACGCGCGUGCGAUACUCGGAUUUGGAGGGCGAUGCAUACGACGCGCAGGGCAUCGACUGGGAAGCCUUGGGGGUGACACGCAAGAAUGCUCGAGAGCGGAGGUGCCUCGACUACAAGAACUACACAAACAGGACAGAUUCCGAUAUAUGGGCGCCCCAUCUGCCAGACAGGAUUAUACGAAAUACCGAAGAUUUCUUCAGGUUUCGUCGCAUGGACAUCCGUCAAAACGUUCACUUGGCCCAUUUCCAGCUGCGCAAUAUCCUAGCAUGUGCUGGGCGCAGCCAUGCCUUCUAUCCGGGUCAGCGAGCCGUUCACCGGAUCAACCCCGUAUCGGGAGAGAGUGAAGUGGCCAUGGACCUCAACGAUAUGAUUGGCGUCCAGAUUUCAACUUUGGACGCCAACUGCGGCAUCUUGAUUGCGGGUACUUUCAACGGAGAGUACUGCAUGCGAAACAUUUACAGCCAGGAUAAGAAGUACACCGAAGGACAAAUCACCAGCCACGUAAGUGGCAUAACCAACCAUCUGCAGAUCCAUGCUUCCAGGAACUCAUCCUCACCGCUGGCCGCCUUUGCGUCCAACGACCAAGGCUUCCGUGUCAUGGAUGUGGCCACCGAGAAGUUCGUUCUGGAUACACAAUACGGCUGUCCCAUCAACUGCUCCGCUCUGUCCGCUGAUCGUCGUUUGCGCGUAAUGGUUGGUGAUAAUUACAACGUCCUGAUUGCAAACGCGGAUACCGGUGAAAUAUUGCAAGAGUUGGGAGGCCACCGUGACUUUGGGUUCGCGUGCGACUGGUCAGACAAUGGCUGGACCGUUGCAACCGGUUUCCAGGACAUGAGUGUGAAACUCUGGGACGCUCGAAUGUGGACCAACUCAGACGGUACCAGCAAACCACUCACCACGAUUCGCUCCGAGAUGGCAGGUGUUCGCAGCUUGAGGUUCUCUCCCACCGGCAGCGGCCCUCAAGUUCUCGUAGCAGCCGAGGAAGCCGACUAUGUCAACAUCAUCGACAUUCAAAGUCUAGCCCACAAGCAGACAUUUGAUAUCUUUGGGGAGAUUGGAGGUGUCGAGUUCACCAACGACGGCCAGGACCUCAAUAUUCUCUGCAUGGAUCGUACUCGUGGAGGGCUGGUUCAACUGGAGCGUUGCGACUUAGCGUCUAGUUCCGAUUUUGAGUACGCACAUCAAGCGGCAGCCAUGGAUCCUUGGUGGAGGCCCAGCCAGAGCGGAAUACUAUCUGAUGCAGAUAUGGUUCAGACGAAACUGCCAGCUCAGCGGGAAAGGGGAUACGACCUCUUUGAUGACUUGGAGCCUUUCUGA
This is a messenger RNA of Colletotrichum abscissum, 2250 nucleotides long. RefSeq names its product WD domain-containing protein. Lineage: Eukaryota; Fungi; Ascomycota; Sordariomycetes; Glomerellales; Glomerellaceae. The transcript is spliced from 2 exons. The record is from RefSeq and is a predicted model, not a curated record. Gene Ontology annotation, molecular function: protein binding. Bases 1 to 2250 code for a protein of 749 amino acids.